AUGUUGAGAUCUAGACCUGACAAUAGGCUAUUCGGCCAGUUGCAUCGUCGGUUUUUGGCGACGGCAGCCCCUUCACAAGCCCAUAUUUUGGCAAAGUAUCCCAUUGGUCUCCUGGUGCAUGGCUUCACCAUCGAAGAUGUGCGUCCAGUGCCGGAGUUUUCGUUGGUUGCCGUUAAGUUAAAACAUCCCAGAACUGGGCUGGAACACUUGCAUUUAGACUCGCCUUCCGACAAAAACAAUGUGUUUUCUGUUGCCUUGAAAACAAACCCUCCAGACUGUUCCGGUGUGCCUCACAUCUUGGAACAUACGACGUUAUGUGGAUCAUACAAGUAUCCUGUAAGAGAUCCAUUCUUCAAGAUGUUGAAUCGUUCUCUCAGUAACUUUAUGAAUGCAAUGACUGGUCACGAUUACACGUUUUACCCAUUUGCAACUACCAACAGAAAGGACUUCGACAAUUUAAUGGAUGUAUACUUAUCGUCAGUGUUCGAGCCAUUGUUAACUUACGAAGACUUCCUGCAAGAGGGUUGGCGCUUGGAGCAGAGUGAUUUGGCUGAUAAAAACAGUCCUCUUGAGUUCAAGGGUGUGGUGUACAAUGAGAUGAAGGGCCAGUAUUCGAAUUCCAGUUAUCUCUACUGGAUCAAAUUCCAGGAGGCAGUAUACCCAUCGUUGAAAAACUCAGGUGGAGAUCCGGCAAAGAUUACCGACUUGCACUACGAGGACUUGGUGGAUUUCCACUCGUAUAACUACCAUCCAUCCAACGCUAAAACUUAUACUUAUGGAUCUUUCCACUUGAAUGAGCACUUGCAGAAGUUGAAUGAGUUCUACCAGAAUUUCGGAAGCCGCUCGUCGAGAAGAGAUGUUAAGAAAUCAAUUUUCCAGACCAUGCCAGAUGUAAAGUCUCAUAAUGUUGAAGUCACUGGACCUGUCGAUACCAUGACUUCCAAACCGAUUGAUGAGCAGUACAAAUCAUCCAUUACUUGGUUUUUAGGAAAUCCAUUGGAAGAAGACGCUCAAUAUGAGAUCUUCAAGUGGAAAGUGUUGAAUUCAUUGCUUUGCGACGGCCACAAUGCACCCUUUUAUCAGGAGUUGAUUGAAACUGGUUACGGAGAAGAUUUCUCGCCAAAUUCUGGUUUGGAUCAAACCACUGCGCUUUUGGGUUUCACGGUUGGUGUCAAUAACUUGACUUUGCAGAAAGUUGAGGAGCUUGAAAGCAAGAUCUUGAAUAUCUUAACUGAGAAGGUCCUUCCUGAACUUGCAAAGGGGGAUGCCUCUGUGUUCCACGAAAGAAUAGAGGCUAUCCUCCAUCAGUUAGAGUUGGGAUUCAAGAAGCACAGACCAGAAUUCGGCUUGGGCCUCUUGAACUCGAUCGUCCCCUCUUGGGUUAAUGGACUCGAACCUAUUAAGAAUUUGCAAGUGCAAAACAUCUUAACUAGGUUUAAGGAAGACUACGAAGCAAAUGGCUUGAAGCUUUUUGCAGAUAUCUUGAAAGACACAAUUCUAAAUGAGAAUACUCCAAAACUCACGUUCACCAUGAAGCCGGAAGCUGACUACAACGAACAGCUUGCUGAAGCAGAGACAGCAAAGCUCAAGAGCAAGGUUGAGAUUCUUACUGAGGAGGACAAAGACAUAAUAUUUAAGAGGGGUCAGGAACUUUUAGCUAAGCAACAGCAGCCAGCAGAUGUGUCCGUCCUACCAACUUUGACUAUGUACGAUAUCCCAAGAAAUGGUGAUUUCUACCCCUUGUCCUUCUCUGAUUUGGCCGGGAAUGGUGGAAAGAUCCAGAAAAGAGUUGUGGACACCAAUGGCUUGGUCUAUGUUAGCGCUGCCAAGAACAUUUCGUUCAUUCCUCACCGUCUUUACAAAUACUUACCGUUGUUCAACACCUGUUUGACCAACUUGGCUGGAACUGACACAACGCCUAUCACUGAAUUAGAGAAUAGAAUUCAGCAAACUACUGGAGGUAUUUCUUUUUCUGUCACUGCAAAGGCAGACCCAUACAACAUUGGUAAUGCGCAGAUUAAAUUUGUCAUGUCCGGAAUGGCACUCAGAGAAAAGUCCGACAACAUUUACAAUCUCUGGGAUGAAAUCUUGAACCGUACUAAGUUCACCGAAGAGGAGGCUGUUCUCGACAAGCUCAACACUUUAGUGAAGAACUUGGGCCAGAAUCAACUAAACAUGAUCGCAGAUAGGGGACACUCCUAUGCCAAUGCUUAUGGCAAUGCACAAUUAACUCCAGCUAAGCAAAUCAACGAUUUACUUGGGGGAGUGGAACAGGUUAAGCUUGUUAGUGAAUUGAACAAGAAAUUGGACGAACAAGGUAAGGAGUUCUUGAAACAAGAAGUGUUGCCAAUUUUGCAAGAACUCCAGCAAUUGAUCUCCAGAGGGUUCACAGAGACCGAAGCACAUGGUUUCAAUUACAGCAUUGUUACAGACAAGGAAGGAGUGAAAGAGAAUGAACAACUUAUUGAAGCAUUUGACAAAAAAUUGAGUGGCUCAACCCAGUCGCAUACUGAUCAAUUGUCUGAGUUCAUUGCCAGCUUUACUGCGCCAACCCCUAACAAGACUAUUUUGAAUUUGCCGUUCCAAGUAGGUUAUGCUUCGUUGGCUAAGUUAGGAUCAUCUUACACGUCAAGGGACGGUGCAGCGCUCCAGGUUUUGUCUCAGAUUUUGACAUACAAGCACUUGCACUCUGUUAUCAGAGAAGCCAAUGGAGCUUACGGAGGAGGGCUUAACUAUGACGGAUUGGGAGGUACUCUUAACUUCUACUCCUAUAGAGAUCCUAAUGCCAUCAAGUCUACUCAGGCUUUUGCUAAUGCUUACAGUGCAGCGAAGAAGAACCUCGCGGAUGGAAAAUGGGAGUCUAAGGAUUUGCAGGAGGCCAAGUUAGCGAUUUUCCAGAGCGUCGAUGCGCCUAGCCACAUUUCCAGCCAGGGUUCCGGUCUCUUCUUGGAGGGAAUAUCUGAUGAGAUGAGACAAGAGAGAAGAGAAAACUUCUUGGAUGUGAGCCUCCACGAUCUUCAACAUGUCAAUGAUAAAUACUUGGGAACCAACGAGCAGGAUGUCUACACUGUUAUAGGAGAUGCUGCUGUUUUGGGCGCCGAUUCAGAAUGGAAAGUGAAGGAUUUCUAA
This is a messenger RNA of Sungouiella intermedia, 3129 nucleotides long. Lineage: Eukaryota; Fungi; Ascomycota; Pichiomycetes; Serinales; Metschnikowiaceae. The record is from the annotation of a GenBank genome assembly.